Closterium sp. NIES-65 is the source of this 807-nucleotide messenger RNA. The record is from the annotation of a GenBank genome assembly. NCBI's taxonomy places the organism in Eukaryota, Viridiplantae, Streptophyta, Zygnematophyceae, Desmidiales, Closteriaceae.
AUGCAAAGUUACCAGAAUUCGGACUUCGUGCAAUCUGAAAUCUGGCAUAUCUGUUUCAUCCGCCUUACAGCCAAUGAGGAAUGUUUCCUCGCUGCUCCUUUCCCGAUGGCUCGCGUUUCCAAGGUCGCCAGCCUGCUGUGCGUCGGAAUCGUCCUGCUCGCUUUCGCCCUCACUCAUGCCGACGCCGUUCAGGCUAACUCCGCCGACCUGAGCGGCGAAGGCACGUGCUACCGCGACUUCCAAGGUCGCUUCCGUGAUAGUCAGUACUUCGGCAUGGUUGCGCAGGUGCCUGCGAGCAAGUUUGACAACAGCAAGGGAUGCGGAACGUGCUACGAAGUUUCCUGCACGGGCCGCGCAUGCAAGGGCGGCUCCGUGAAAGUGCGAGCGAUCGGGCAGGCCGGCGAGAACUUCAACCUCGACACUCCCGCGUGGAACAAACUCGUGGGCGGCCAGGGCGGGCAAGUGGAGGUCACGUACGAUCAGGUGGAUUGCUCUAGCAGCGGCGGAAUGGCGGUCCGACUCCUGCCCGAUGCCAGCAAGUACAAUUUCGCGCUUCAGAUUUUCGGAGCGGCGAGGCGCGGACGAGUGGAGAAGGUGGAGAUAUCCAAGGACGGGAAAGAGUGGAAGAGCAUGACGAACAACGGAUGGGGCGCGACGUGGGUGCUGAAUCCCGCCACGGGCGUCGUGGAUGCGGGGCGCGCGGUGAGCGUGCGCGUGUCGGGCAGCGGGAAGCAGGUGGUGCUGGACGGCGUGAUUCCGAGCAAGUGGAGCGGCGGAAAAAUCUACCAGAGCAGCAAAAACUUCUAG